Molecule: messenger RNA, 978 nt
Organism: Hirundo rustica (Barn swallow)
Lineage: Eukaryota; Metazoa; Chordata; Aves; Passeriformes; Hirundinidae
Gene: GPR174
Product: G protein-coupled receptor 174
Exons: 1
Coding region: 1-978 (325 amino acids)
Biological process (GO): phospholipase C-activating G protein-coupled receptor signaling pathway; positive regulation of Rho protein signal transduction
Cellular component (GO): membrane
Molecular function (GO): G protein-coupled receptor activity
Source: RefSeq, a predicted model, not a curated record
AUGAGCAACAGCUCCAACUGCAGCGAGCCAGACCUCAAGCCCUACUACGCCGUCACCUACACGGUGAUCCUGAUCCCUGGGCUCAUCGGGAACACCCUGGCCUUGUGGGUCUUCUACGGCUACAUGAAAGAGACUAAAAGGGCCGUGAUAUUCAUGAUCAACUUAGCCAUUGCUGACUUAUCACAGGUGCUGUCCUUGCCCCUGAGGAUUUUUUACUACCUGACGGGCACGUGGGAGUUCGGAGGAGGUCUCUGCAUGCUCUGCUUCUACCUGAAGUACGUUAAUAUGUACGCCAGCAUCUACUUCUUGGUGUGCAUCAGCGUGAGGAGGUACCUGUUCCUCAUGCACCCCUUCAAAUUCAGCGACUGCAGGCGGGUCUGCGAUGUCUACAUCAGCAUUGUGGGCUGGGUCGUGGUCUGUGUGGGCUGCCUGCCCUUCCCGCUCCUCAGGAUGCAGCACCAGGAUGAUAAAAACGCCUGUUUUGUGGAUCUUCCCAUCAAGAAACCCGACCUCCCCACCUCCAUCACGCUGAUGACCAUAGGGGAGCUGGUGGGGUUCGUGACGCCCCUGCUCAUCAUCCUGUACUGCUCCUGGAAGACAAUCCUAUCACUAAAAGAGAAGCACUCUGCUUCCCGGGACCUGGGUGAGAAGAAGAAGGCUUUAAAGAUGAUCCUCACCUGCGCCCUGGUGUUCUUGAUUUGCUUUGCACCUUACCACAUCAGCUUCCCGCUGGAUUUCUUCGUGAAAACCAGGCAGAUCCAGGAGGGCUGCGUGCAGAUCUCGGUGUUCCACGCCGUGGCUUUGUGCCUCGCCAGCCUCAACUCCUGCGUGGAUCCCAUCAUCUACUACUUCACCACGGACGAGUUCAGGAGACGCCUCUCCAGGCAGGAUCUGCAGGACAGCAUCCAGCUCCAGCACCUCAGCUACGGCAGGAAGCACUCCAGGGAUGUGCUUGGGGAGGACACCACGGAAUACUAG